AUGUUCCCACCAAGACCCCCUGCAGAAGGCGAACGGUUCCUGGCCUACCUCCCCCACAGCGGCUUCCACAACCAACUCAUCACCCUCGAGACUGCACUUCGACUGGCAGUGUCGCUCAACCGAACCUUACUUCUCCCACCGCUACACCUCAGUCACAAGAAGCAGGCUCUGGUCUGGAAGGAGCCGCCCAUCCUUCUCAAGCAGUGGUCGGACCGCAACCGGACAGGAGUUGAGUAUUGUCGAACUAUCGAGCCCGCAACAUGGCCCCGCAAGAAUCGGAAACAGCGAGAGGCGAUGACAGAGAAGGAGCGACUGACCGAGCACCAAUGCCGAUUUUACCAUCUCUGGACUACGACUCCGUGGACCUAUUUUUACGACAUCCCCAAGAUUUUGUCGGACGUUGUGGGCGUAGCGGGGGAGACGACGCCCAUUCGAGUGUUCAAUCGUCCGGAGAUUACGAUGGAGUGGCUCAAGGACAACCUUCAGGUGGAGGAUCUGCAGAAGGAGAUGUACUUUUUUAAUGAUACGAGUCGGUACGAGUACUUUAUUGUGGAUGAUUCAGAGACGGACUAUGGUAUCAAGCCGGGAGACGAGAAGCCUCAGGUGGAGGUGCAGGUCGACCAUUCAACACUCAUCCCAGAGACCAUGGCCACAGAAGGCAAGUUCUCAAAACGCCUUCUACUCACCGACCUCCACCGGCGCCCGGAAAAGAUCCUCCACUUUGGAUCUCUAUUCGCCACCGACCGGUUCGAGGCACGAUCACAGCGACAGCGGGAUCUGAAACAGUAUCUCUCCAAUGGGAUGGAUCUCUGGAACCAGGCGAUUCUGGACGCGACGAGGAUGGCCGAGGAUCAGAUCGAGGUGUGGUCCAAGGGGACGGAAAGGCUUGCAGAGGGGUUUCUGGGAGUUCAUUUGAGGACGGAGGAUGGGAUCUUUGAGAAGGGUGCGCCAAUGAAUCUGCAGAGGAUUGUGGUUUGGGUUGAGGAGAUGGUUAAGCAAGAUCAGUCGCGGUAUUCGUCCAAGUUGCGGCGGCGAGCAGAUCCAGUACCACAUGCGCUACCAGCAGCAGCAGAGGGAGAAGGUCAACCGGCGCAGGUACUAGCAUCCCAUAUGCCCACCACCCUCAUUGAUGAGGCAGCUCCAACAUUCCUGGAGCGGUGUCAGUCGAGUCCAGCCGAGUCACCGAUGAUCUUCAUGGCAACAGAUGUCCACCAGCCACGUUCAGCACCUCUUCUCAAGGAUUUCCUAGACCGGUUCCCGUGCACGAUGUUUCUGUCCGAUUUCCGUGAAUCGGAUGCACUUCUGGAAAACAUCCGGAACCCGGUGGACAAUGUGCUGAUGUGGCCGUAUAUGGUUGCGCUGAUGGACGCCAACUUGGCGGCCAAGGGGCGGAUGUUCCAGGGGACGGAUCGGAGCACGUUUAGUGCGUAUAUUAUCAACCACCUUUGGCCUGAGUAUCAUACUGAGGCUAUGGGGGAGUAUCGGUAG
Linnemannia hyalina is the source of this 1488-nucleotide messenger RNA. Lineage: Eukaryota; Fungi; Mortierellomycota; Mortierellomycetes; Mortierellales; Mortierellaceae. The record is from the annotation of a GenBank genome assembly.